AUGUUCCCAUCAGCUUGGGUUGCUCUGAUCUUGGGCUUCCACGCCGUGUCCGUGGCAUCGGUCCCCACCAUCUCAGCCGUCGGCUCCAAAUUCUUCUACGAAGACGGCCGACAGUACUUCCUGAAAGGCAUCGCAUAUCAACGGACGCCCCAGGACCCUUUGAUUGACACCGCCCAAUGCCAGCGGGAUGUCUCCCGCAUGGCGGAACUCGGCGCCAACGCCAUCCGGGUCUACCACGUCGAUCCUGCAGCCGACCACGACGGCUGCAUGAAAGCCUUUGCAGACGCAGGAAUCUACCUCUUUGUCGACCUCGACACAUUUGACACAUCGAUCCGACAGGUCGGACCCCUUCGCCUCGACCAAUUCCACAAGUAUAAAGCGGUCCUCGAUGAGUUCCAACAAUACGACAACACCGCGGGCUUCCUCAUCGGGAAUGAGGUCCUCUCGACCGCGGCCGGCUCUCCAGCCGCCCCAUACGUCCUCGCCGCCACGCGCGACAUGAAAUCCUACCGCAACGAGAAGGGCUACCGCCAGAUCCCCAUCGGCUACACCGCCGCCGAUAUUGCAGAACUGCGGCCCAUGCUGCAGAACUACCUCGCCUGUCGCCCCGACCCCGCCGAGCGCCUCGACUUCUUCGGCCUGAACGCCUAUGAGUGGUGCGGUGCUGCCUCCUACGAAACCUCCGGCUACCGCACCCUCCAGCACCAGGCCGCCGACUACCCCAUCCCCAUCUUCUUCUCCGAGACGGGCUGCAACGCCGCACCGCCGCGCACCUUCGACGACCAGGCCGCCAUCUUCGGCCCCGACAUGUCCGCCACCUGGUCCGGCUCCAUCAUCUACGAAUGGAUCCAGGAAGCAAACCAGUACGGCCUGAUCAACUACGGGCCCUACGCCCCCGACGCCCCGCCCACCGACACCCUCGUCCAGGACGGCUACACCCGCCAGGGCGUGCCCACCCCCAUCGCCCCGGACUUUGACAACCUCAAGGCCCAGUGGAAAACCCUGUCGCCGUCCAGCGUCGCCCUGUCCGACUACAUCCAGUCCACAGCGGCUAUCAAACCCCCCGCCUGUCCGGCCUCGACGCCCGGCGGCUGGGCCGUCGACCCGAGCGCGCCGCUGCCCACCCUCGGCCAGACCUUCCACCCCGCGCCGCCUGUCGCAACGGCGAUCAGCCCGGACUCCGCAGACUCCGGCGCCAGCGCCGGCGAGAACACGGCCGUGGACGCGGUGCACAGCGUCAACGGCCAGGGCAAUGGCAGUGAUGGAGGCUUGGCUUCCGAGAACAACACCCACGCCAAGAUCACGUCUGCGCCAACAUUGACCACGACGUCUGGCCCAACGGCAUCCCCAGCGCCCUCCGCGUCGCAUCUCCCCAGUAAUGUCGGGCAGGCUGUCGCGGUUCCAAAAAUGGAUCGUCUCGAAGGUGUGGUCAUGUGUCUCUGCGUGGCGAGUGGGGCGUUGGCGUUGUGGCUGUAA
Aspergillus terreus NIH2624 is the source of this 1476-nucleotide messenger RNA. It is a transcript of the gene gel6, whose product is annotated as putative 1,3-beta-glucanosyltransferase. Gene Ontology annotation, cellular component: cytoplasm; fungal-type cell wall. The transcript is spliced from 2 exons. Gene Ontology annotation, molecular function: 1,3-beta-glucanosyltransferase activity. The record is from RefSeq and is a predicted model, not a curated record. Gene Ontology annotation, biological process: fungal-type cell wall (1->3)-beta-D-glucan biosynthetic process. Bases 1 to 1476 code for a protein of 491 amino acids. NCBI's taxonomy places the organism in Eukaryota, Fungi, Ascomycota, Eurotiomycetes, Eurotiales, Aspergillaceae.